AUGAUAAAAAGCAAGGAGGAAGAGCAACUGAAAAAUAUUGAAGGGAGAAUUGUUGCCAACCAUGACUUCAACAAUGACUUUCUUCAGGAUAUUGGAUUUCAUAAUGAUAUUUACAAGCUCCUGAGAAAUAUUGCGUCGAUGCAAUUCUCUCUUAAUGGCCCCAUCAGUGUAUACAAGGAUGUGGCCGUGGAGAUGUUCAUGACCAUGAAAAAGAUCAUGCAAUGGAGCGAGGAGACAAAUGAAGAAAUUCCAUGCCUAUCCUUUAGAAUAAAGGACGAAUACUGCUCCCCCAACCUCCAAAGCGGCAGCAAGGAGGAGAGAGACGGCUGCGGCGUGGGCGCGGCGCACUACCAGAAGCGCGGUAGGAGGAAGUGGAGCGACGGGGGCAUUGCUAGCUUCCUCGACAAGGACACGGAGCGGUUCGAGCACCUGCAUGAGGGGAACUCUCGGGCCGAUAUGUCAAAACUGGGCACCAGCAGCAACAGAAUGACAAGAGGUAGAAGAAGCACGAGUAAAUUUUUGUUUGUUCACUUUGGGCACUACCAGAGAUUGGGACCUCUCUUGUGUCCGAGAUGGAAAAGAGCACUCUUGAAGAUUGGGGGCAGUUUGCUGGCAGGGUCAGCUUCUGAAAAUGUUGACCCAAAGAUGAUCCCGCUAAUUGCUAGAGAAGUUCAGGCCGCAAGCCUUCGUGGCGUUCAGGUAGAUAGAAGAAAUUUGUUUAGUGGGCAAUUGCUGUGCUGUGGCGGCACUUGGGCGGCCGAAACAUGCAUUGAAAGGGCUGCAGCAUGUCCAAUAGGGAUGAUGGCAUCAGUGACGAAUGCGGUGUUGCUUCAAGCAUCGCUUGAAAAGAUAGGCAUUGAGGCUCGAGUUCAGACAACAUUGGUGAUGCAAGAUGCUACUGAACCAUACAUCAGACGACGAGCUAUGUGCCAUCUUGAGAAAGGAAGGGUUGUUAUCUUUGGAGGGAUUGGUGCUGCAAUGGGAAAUCCACUUUUGACAACCGACAGCGCAGCAGCCUUGAGGGCUUCUGAGGUCAACGCAGAUGUACUCCUUAAAGGUUUAACUGGAGAAUCUGAAACAUUUCUAUAUGGUUGGGCUCCUGGAAGCAAUGGUGAUGCAGAAUCUGAACACAUUUCGUAUCGGAAGUUAGUGGCAAGAAGGUUCAGCGAAAUGGAUGUCAAAGCAAUAAGCUUUUGCGAGGAGAACAACAUUCCCUUUGUCCUUUUUAACAUGCUGGAGCCUGGUAACAUAUCCAGAGCAUUGUGUGGAGAUCAUGUAGGAACUUUGGUCGACCAGACAGGAAGGAUCGGCUAACUUGAUGCAAGAAAACUGCACAGAACUGAAGCUUCAGUGAUCGUCGGAUACCUUUUGGGGUUCCCUAGCUUGUCUUCGUUUUGGGGUGGCAUGUCCAAAUCGGGCGGGAAAGCUUAUCUUCGUUUUGGGGUUGAUGGAUGUCCAAAUUGGACAGGGAAGCAGUGA
This is a messenger RNA of Setaria italica (foxtail millet), 1479 nucleotides long. RefSeq names its product uridylate kinase-like. The record is from RefSeq and is a predicted model, not a curated record. Gene Ontology annotation, biological process: UDP biosynthetic process. Lineage: Eukaryota; Viridiplantae; Streptophyta; Magnoliopsida; Poales; Poaceae. Gene Ontology annotation, molecular function: UMP kinase activity.